AUGGCGCGAACCAAGCAGAAUGCGUCUCGGUCAACUGGUGGGCAAAAACCGCGCGCGUCCCUCAGCCGCCAAGCUCGACGGAAGACGUCUGCCGCUCCAAGUGCCGCGACAUCGCCCCGCUGGCACGUCUGGACAAUCUCUGACCGUCUUGGCGCGCAGGUAACCCGAGCCUCUCGCUAUUAUGUUGAAUACAUCAUUUCUGCAGUGAAAACCGAGGGUUCUUGGGAGCCGCGUUGGCUUCUUGAGGAAGAUGGCUUCAUUGAGUAUCUUGAGCUUGUUGAUCAGUACAAAGCCACCGGUGGUCCCAUGACCUUCACUGAGUUUGCUCUCUCGCGGCCGGACGACUUUUCACAGGCCAUGGGCGCCUCCCGCGAUGGCCGUUGCGCCUUCCGCACUCUGGAUCUUGCAGCCGACGCCCUUGGGAUCUCCGACUGGUACUCGGAAGCUGCUGUCGAUGCGUUGUACUGUGUGCGUGCUGCAACUGACAAGCCAAUCACCUCUGCUGUAGUUGUGUGGUCCACACUGUGGACCUUCAUUCGGAAUUCCAACCGCGCUGCUCGUGCUGCUGGUCGCACCGAGAUCUGUAAGGAUACAAUUUGUGUUAAUCAGGUCCAGUUUCGCCUCGAAGGCGUUCAAGCAUGCAUCGGUCUGGAUUUCCUGCUGCUGGCGCCUGGCUUAUAUCUGUGCGCAGGUGUUCUCCCAGGUCCUCAGCGUAAGUUGAACGCGUUCAUGCUGCAAGUGACGAAGCACGGUCGCUUCGUUUCCGACGAAAGCCUCGUUCAGAUGCCGCUGUUAGAAUGCGCCUUUUCGUGGCUGGCGAAAGUGCGGUUUGUCCGACGCGUCCUGAUUUGCUAA
Messenger RNA from Phytophthora nicotianae INRA-310, 855 nucleotides. RefSeq lists its product as hypothetical. Bases 1 to 855 code for a protein of 284 amino acids. The record is from RefSeq and is a predicted model, not a curated record. Gene Ontology annotation, cellular component: nucleosome. NCBI's taxonomy places the organism in Eukaryota, Oomycota, Peronosporomycetes, Peronosporales, Peronosporaceae. The transcript has a single exon. Gene Ontology annotation, molecular function: DNA binding; structural constituent of chromatin.